UACUAUUCGGGCUCGGCAACUUACGGGGAGCUUUCGACUCAGUCAACUUGUUCCAACUGCUGUGUAUCUACAUAUGAAGAUGCACAAACGAAUACUGGGGCACCUAUCAUCUGUUUACUGUGUUACGUUUGAUCGAACAGGGAGGAGAAUAUUUACUGGAUCUGAUGAUUGUCUGGUGAAGAUCUGGACAACCGAUGAUGGCAGGCUACUGGCAACUUUGCGAGGACAUUCUGCUGAAAUCUCAGAUAUGGCAGUAAACUAUGAAAAUACUAUGAUUGCUGCAGGCAGCUGUGAUAAAAUCAUCCGGGUUUGGUGCCUUCGGACAUGUGCACCCUUGGCUGUUCUGCAGGGCCACACUGCAUCCAUCACAUCUGUGCAGUUUUCACCAAUGUGCACUGGAUCUUUGAGGUUCCUGUCUUCCACAGGGGCAGAUGGUACAGUUUGCUUCUGGCAGUGGGAUGCUGGCAUGUACAAAUUUAGCCAUCGGCCAAUUAAAUUUACUGAGCGACCAAGGCCAGGGGUUCAAAUGAUCUGUUCUUCUUUCAGUGCUGGUGGAAUGUUUUUGGCAACGGGGAGCACAGAUCAUAUUAUAAGAGUUUACUACUUUGGGUCAGGGCAACCUGAGAAGAUUUCAGAGUUGGAAUUUCAUACUGACAAAGUCGACAGUAUUCAGUUCUCCAACAUGAGUGACAGGUUUGUUAGUGGAAGUCGAGAUGGGACCGCAAGGAUCUGGCAGUUUCGACGGCAAGAGUGGAAGAGCAUUUUACUGGAUAUGGCUGUUAAACCAGCUGGAUAUAAUCCACAAGGAUUAGAAGAUAAAGUGAACAAACUUAAAGUAACCAUGGUGGCAUGGGAUCGUCACGACAACACUGUUAUUACAGCAGUCAAUAACCUUACAUUGAAGGUUUGGAAUUCUUGCACUGGUCAGCUCAUACAUGUCCUAAUGGGACAUGAAGAUGAAGUAUUUGUACUUGAGCCGCAUCCCUUUGAUCCCAGGGUCCUCUUUUCUGCAGGGCAUGAUGGCAAUGUAAUAGUUUGGGACAUAGUGAGGGGUGUGAAAAUCCGAUCGUAUUUCAACAUGAUUGAAGGUCAGGGACACGGAGCAGUGUUUGACUGUAAAUGCUCCCCUGAUGGGCAGCAUUUUGCAUGUACUGACUCCCAUGGGCAUCUUCUUAUCUUUGGCUUUGGUUCAAGCAGUAAAUAUGACAAGAUUUCUGAUCAGAUGUUCUUCCAUACGGAUUAUCGACCUUUAAUUCGAGAUGCCAACAACUAUGUCCUGGAUGAGCAGACGCAACAGGCACCGCAUCUUAUGCCACCUCCAUUCCUCGUGGAUGUAGAUGGUAAUCCUCAUCCACCAAAAUACCAACGGCUGGUACCUGGUCGGGAGAACUGUAAUGAUGACCAACUCAUCCCCCAGAUGGGCGUGUCUGCCACAGGAUUGAACCAGGUUCUGAGUCAGCAAGCAAACCACGAAAUCAGUCCUUUAGACAACAUAAUCCAACGUCUACAGCAGGAACAAGACCAGAGACUGACUGCAGGUUCCAAUAACACCCUGAAUAGAGGGAGAAUAGGCUCUCAAAGUUCUACCUCUGAGAUGCAUUCACCUCCAAACGUCGGAUUGAGACGCAGUGGACAAAUUGAAGGUGUGCGGCAGAUGCACAGUAAUGCACCAAGAAGUGAAAUUGCCACUGAACGGGACCUUGUGGCCUGGAGUCGAAGGGUGGUAGUCCCAGAACUAUCUCAAGGUGUAGCCAGUAAACAGGAGGACUGUAGAACAGCCAAAGGAGAAGAAGAGGUAAACAUUUUUAAAUGUGAGAAGAAAAAGAAGUCAGCAAUUCAGGUUCAGCGAGAAAACAAGGUGCAUUCCUAUGAACGUUUGCAAGAAAGUGGAGAAGGGAAGAAACAGAGUCGCCAGAAUAUACACAAUUACUGCACACGAUCGGCAAUGGAUGAUGGGAGUAGAAGUUUACCACAGAAUGUUGAUUACAACAGCUCUUCAGAGGAGGCUGAAGUCUGUGCUGUCAAUGGUGUGACAUCAGAAGAGGAUGGGGAUGCCUGGCACAAUGAAAGCAGCAGCUCUAGUGAUUAUUCAAGUGACUAUUCCGACUGGACUGCCGAUGCUGGAAUUAACCUUCAGCCACCAAAAAAAUCUUCAAGGCAGCAAGCAAAGAAAGCUGUUAGCAGUUCGGAAGAUGAAGGGGAAAAAGAAAAAGGGAAAGAAAAAGAAAUAAAGAAAGAAAGGAAAAAACAUAAAGAAGACAAAGAUGGCACUGCAACUCCAAAGAUAAGGAGGAAACCAAGGGAGAAAAGAAUAAAGAGACCACCAGCUGGUGUCAUACCGAAGCAAGGGGAGACACUGGAAGAGUGGCUUCCACCAGUGUGGAUUACUGACACUAUGCCCAGGCGUUGUCCUUUUGUACCACAAAUGGGUGAUGAGGUUUACUAUUUUCGACAGGGUCAUGAAGCCUAUGUUGAAAUGGCUAAGAAGUUAAAACUUUUUCGCAUAAAUGCUAAAAAGCAGGCAUGGCACAAGAUGGAUUUACGGGAACAAGAGCUGGUGAAAAUAGUUGGGAUCAAGUAUGAAGUGGGACCCCCAUCUCUGUGCUGCCUCAAACUGGCUUUUAUCGAUACAGACACAGGCAAACUGACAGGAGGUUCAUUCUCUAUGAAGUACCAUGAUAUGCCAGAUGUUAUUGAUUUUCUAGUGCUACGACAGCAGUUUGAUGAGACAAAAUCUCGACGGUGGAAGAUUGGAGAUCGAUUUCGGUCAGUGAUUGAUGAUGCAUGGUGGUUUGGGACUAUUGAGAGCCAGGAGCCCCUACAACCAGAAUAUCCUGAUAGUCUAUUCCAGUGCUACAAUGUCUGCUGGGACAACGGAGAUACUGAAAAGAUGAGCCCUUGGGAUAUGGAAGUGAUUCCACAUGAUGCUGUUUUCCCCACUGAACCUGGAUCAAGUGUUCCCUUGACUGCUGCUGAGCAUAAGAUACAGCUGUACAAAUCUCAGGAAGGAGAAUGGGGCUGCAGAAAGAGAGAUGAAGAAUGUGAUAGAAUUUAUAAUGGGAUCUGUCAGCUCAUAACUCUUGAUAUUGCUGCUCCAUUUGUGGCACCUGUGGAUCUCCAGGCUUAUCCUUUAUAUUGUACAGUCGUGGCUUAUCCUACAGACCUCAACACAAUCAAAGAGAGGGUAGAGAAUAGGUUUUACAGACGCAUGUCAUCCUUGAUGUGGGAGGUACGAUAUAUUGAACACAAUGCACGGACUUUCAAUGAACCUGGAAGCCCUAUAGUUAGAUCGGCCAAAUUAGUCAUCGAUAUUCUCCUCCAGUUCAUUAAAGACCAGAAUUCUACUGACAUCCUUCCAUUCUACAAUAACUUGAAGAAGAAAAUGAUGUCAGAUGAGGAUGAUGAGGCAGAGAACUCUGAUGUUCCAGGAACCUCCACCAGGAAUAAGAAGGAAUACCAGCCAAGGAGGACGCAGCGUAAUCGUGUCCAGUCACAUGAUAUUAAUGCCUGGAAGGUGCGCUGUAGAGAACUGCUGCAUCUAAUCUUUCAGUGCGAAGAUUCGGAGCCUUUCCGUCGGCCGGUGGAUUUAUUCCAGUAUCCCGAUUAUAGAGAUAUCAUAGAUACACCGAUGGAUUUUGGAACAGUUCAGGAGACACUGGAAGCUGGAAAUUAUGAGACGCCAUUGGAAUUGCGUAAGGAUGUGCGCCUUAUUUUUAGCAAUUCCAAGUCUUACACUCCCAGCAAAAAAUCAAGGAUCUAUAGCAUGAGUUUACGGUUAUCAGCAUUAUUUGAAGAACACAUGAGCUCCAUUAUUUCUGAUUACAAAGCAGCAGUUCGAUUCUAUUCAAGAAAGAAGGCUUCCAGCCAAAGGCGGAAACGAAGGAGAAGUAGCUCUCCCUCAAGCAGUGCAGCAUCAAGCCCUGAAAGAAAACGAAGGUUUUUAAAACCCCAAGCCAAGAUAGAGGAGUCAAUUUCUUCACCCUUAUCUACGCCUGUCAGAUCAACAAGUAUGAAAGCAUCUGUUGUUCAGGCCAAUGGCAAGGCAAGUGAAUCUGCUACUAUUGUCCGGACCAGAAGAACAAGGCUACGACUGGGGAUUACCACUGAGGCAGAAGCAUCAUCUUCAUUGGCAGCAGUGGCAGCUGUUUCAAAGUCUUCUGUUGCAGCAUCUCUAGGAUCUUCAAAUUAUAAUGCUAAGCCAUCGAAAGCUCAGAGCAACAUCUGUUAUCCUAAACUAUCUGAAUCAAAACACAGUACCCAGACUUCUUUGACAGAUGAGGAACCUGAGAAAAGGAAGUUUACACGUAGAAAUAAAUCAACACCAUACAAACAACCAAAAGGUGACAUCAAAGCUGAAUCUUCAACACAGAAGACCCCACAAAUAAAUGGACACAGUGUGUGCAUCUCUGAAUCUGUGGUCAAGAGAGGCCCUGGUAGGAAACCGCAGGAGGUAAAAAGUCUUAAAGGACCUGGUAAGAAAAGAGGUAGGAAAAGUAAAAAAGAGCUACUUGAUAUUGAACAACAAAAUGCAAUGAAGAAAGCAGAAGUUAAAAAAGACAUAUCCAAUGAGAAUGGUGAAGAAGCUACCUCAGAAAGCAGCUUUAGUUCAGAGACCCACACAAAAAGAAAAUCUUUGCAGAAGAAACCAAGAGGCAGGAAACCCAAAGGAAAGAGUCUAAAAGCUAAAUCCAAAUUGAUAGCUGCUGCUAAACGGAAAAUGCAGACAAGAAGCAACAGUAGGAAGCAUGAGGAGCCUUUGGAGCCCAUUGAGCCCAUAGAGCCAGUGGAAGAUGAUGAAAGGACUGAAGAAGCUGUGGGCUGUAAAUCAGUCAUGAAAACAAGGAAUCAAGGUAGACGGACAACAUGCUACAAUGAGGAAGACUCAGAAGAGGAGCAAAGGCAGCUACUGUUUGAAGAUUCCUCUUUAACUUUUGGAACAUCCAGUCGGGGCAGGCUGCGGAAACUGACUGAAAAAGCAAAGGCUAACCUGAUUGGUUGGUAAACAACUAUAGCGUUUUGUCUAAUCAAUGAAGUUUCUUGUUUUUAACAAGAACGUGUAAGGGAAUAUUGCACUUGAGGUCACUGCAUUGUCACUUGCAGAUUGAUGAAAGACAUGAUUUGAGAUUUUUUCAGAAGGCACAAUAAGCAAGGGCUGCAUUGUUUAAAAAUCAUUUAAUCUCUUGAUUAAUAUUCACUUGUUUACUAUCUGUUACAUUAUAAUCCAGAAAUUGUUGAUAUUUUGCUAGCACUAAUUCAUGUAGAAUUUUGACAGUACGAAGUACAUUUUCACCUACUUCCAUCUUCUAUUUUCUGAAGAACAGCAGAUUUUGGUUUUGCUUUGGAAUUGAAGGCAAACUUGAGGGUGGGCUCAGUUGGUAUUUACCAUUUCUUAAAAAGUGACAAUUAUUGACAAUUAGUUGGCAUUAAACUGGACAAAUUUCUCAAUUUGAAAAAUGCCUUUUAAAUGUUUCAUUUCUUUUAAUUUAUGUUCAGAGAUAUUUUAGGUAUUCCAUGCUGUUUUUAAACUUGUAUCACCAAGAAUUUAUAAAAGUAAUCUAAAAUAAUAAAUUCAAAAUGUGAGUCAUGUUUCAGCACCCCUGAAAACACAUUUAAUAUUUCAGUUAAGGAUUUGCAGCUCUCAAACCUCUUCAUUGAUGGUCAUUAAGUUCAGAAAUUUAUGGUGGUCAAUAUUUUUAAAAUUCUUUAAUUGUUCCGUCAAUUCCUUUCUGUUGAGAUAGAAUCAUAUAAGUAGCAUUAUUUACUUUCUUUACAAAAUUUAACAUAUAUAUGCUGUCCUGGCUCACAUCUUUUAAGGAAAAGGUUAAAUUGGCGUUGUUUAUCAUUGAUUGGUUUGCACAUCAGCAAAUAUAUCACAUUCUUCAAUAAGCAUAUUUAAGUUGAAAUCCUAAAUGCCAACCAAGGAUGAUAAGAUUUAACUUUCACUUUUACUUUGAAUCCCAAAGCACCUGCCAUUAAAUUUUUCUGAUUGCAGGUCUUACUUUUACAGUUUUUAAUGUUUCAUACACUCAUUUACAACCAGCAAAUUUUUGCAAAUGCUUGCACUACCAAUUAUGUAUAAUUGACUAUAAUACAAUUAAGCAGGUAUGAUUUAUUUUUAUCACAAAAAAUACAUUUCGAUAGUUACUUUGUCAUGUAUUUUGGAUUGUACUUGCCGUCCCCACUUCACCUCCAGAAGCUAACAAUCAGUUCUUGCUUAUUUGUCAGCCAUAAUGUACUGCAGAGAAUCUACAGAUGACUUCAAGUGCAUUGGGCACCUGCAAUUCAAGCUUUCCAAAGAAUUGCACAAAUACCCUGUCAUUUUCCCACUAUUAUGAAGCAAUUAGAAGCUGCUUCUCCCAUUUGUUGAAUGUAGAGACAAACAAAAAAGACUGCAUUGCACUGGAACUAAGUGGUUGUCUCUUGCUUGUCUUACACAAUCAGGAAAAAAAUGUUGCCGAAGAAGAAAAGGAGUCUGAUUUUAGUUAUGUUUUUCACUUACGUACACACACACACACACACACACACACACACACCCAUACAAAAAAAAAUUGUAUAUUGUAAGUAGAAAAAUAUUUUAAGAUAUAGUACAGGGAUGGGGUUGAGAUGUGCCAUCUAUUCAAAUGGCUUUAUAGCACACUCACAUAUAAACGCUUUAUAAAGGGUUUAUGAAAACAUGCCCAGCUCCUUUAUUAACUGGGAAAACUUAUGAGAUUUUAGAAUUACCAAGCAUGUGAAUUGUGCUGAAAUUUCCAGACUACUUAAGUUUGUGAGAAUUUCCCCCACCCUUUCAAUGAUACAGGAUUUCAUGGGAACUUACUUGGCACUGGUACGCAAUUAAUAAACGUCAUGGUUUAAAAGAUCCCAUUGUAUAUGAAUAUUAGCUCAAUUAUGCUUACUAGGGAGAAACAUCCAUUCCAUGCAGUAAUCUGUUCUGGAGCUUGCACCCUAUUUUCUGAUUUUAAAGGAAAGUUGUUUUUUUUGUAAUCAGUAACUAAGUGGUCAAAUUACUUUUUAUCGGAUGCUUGCAAAUAGUACAUUACUACACUGUCGUUUUUGUGCACUUUCUGCCUAUGUCUGUUAUGCUACAUUGAGUCAGUAUCUUCCCUCAAAAGGAAUAGCAUUUGGUGAUUGUGCCUUGAAUAUAUUUUUUUUCUAUUUUCUUGUUAAUGGUUAGGGCUGGGACAAAGAUUAUUACACUCCAGAGGUUUUCUAUCUUUUGACACAACCUACUUAUAUGUAAAUAACAAACAAAACUGUGUUUUUAAAGGUGAGAGCACAGAAAUCACUUUUGAAAGUGAUGAAAUGCCAUGCACUGCAUGCAGUAAAUGUAUACAUGAUUGCUGAUCAUUUUUCUUCCAAACUGCCAAAUGUAAACAGUACAUUCUGAAGCAGAAUAUUUCUUUGAGACUCUUCAGAAUUUUGUCCCAGUUCUGAUUUCACCUUGGCAAAGUAAGGGUGAUGUCUGAUUUGACUGUAAUCGUCUCACUGAAGUGAGCUUGAUUUCUUUUGCUGUUCAUUUUUCUGAAGUAAUGUGAUAGUUUUUAUUUCUUGGUUUACCAUUUUUAUUUGAUUGGAUUUUUAAAACAAUUAGUUGUUUUUUAUACAAGCAUCACCCUCUUACCCGUUAUUUUUGUAUGAACUGUUGUUAAGAAAACAUUUUUGCAAUUCAUCAUUUACAAAUAAUGCAGAUAUGUAGAGGAGCAUCAUACUCAUCAAGAUACCAGUGUGUUAUAUCCAGUCAAGUUGGAAACUGUAGCUAUGAUAUGUACUCGUGCAUCAUUCUGGCUUUUGUUUAAGUAUUUGCCUCUGUUAAAAAAAAAUCAAUAGCCAGUGAACCAAGAAAUAAUUGUCAUUUUCUGUACAAGUUUAAUGUGACCUUGUUUUCAUUCCUACUGGUCCUUAACAGUAAUGUGCCCACAAACUAAAUUAAGGUGUCUCUUUCCCUUUUGUAAUUCUUUGUCAAACAUGAUGUAAAUAAAUAAUGGAUUCUUGUGAGUGGGUUUUGAGGCCAUAUCCUAUUUCAGGGAUUCUGAUAAGAAUUAAAUCUGAACUGUUCAUGAAUGUCAUCAGAACCCCUAGAUUAGGUUAACAUUUGAAUUCACUCACUGAUAUGUUUGUCCUAUAAUGUAUACUGUGUUUGGAAUUUAACUUGUGUUAUUGCUGUUUUGUGAAAAUUUGUGGGAUUCUAACGGUCUUAAGAGCAUUUUGGAACAUCAGUGCGUAACCAAAAUGGUACUUAUUUUGAGAAAUAUUUAUUCCCUUGAGACACCAUUAUUGUGGGUUUAUUAAAAAUAAUUUGCAGUGGGAUACAGGGAAACUCCAUACACCGUAUAUAUUAUAUAUAUUUCCUUUAUACUGUUCAUAUCUGCAGAACAGCGUUUUGCCAUUUCCCUUAGGAUCCUUAUUCUGAUCCUAUUUUUAAAAUAAAACUUAAUUCAAGAAAAUUA
Messenger RNA from Chiloscyllium plagiosum (whitespotted bambooshark), 8447 nucleotides. The record is from RefSeq and is a predicted model, not a curated record. Lineage: Eukaryota; Metazoa; Chordata; Chondrichthyes; Orectolobiformes; Hemiscylliidae.